Messenger RNA from Solanum stenotomum, 609 nucleotides. RefSeq lists its product as uncharacterized. Lineage: Eukaryota; Viridiplantae; Streptophyta; Magnoliopsida; Solanales; Solanaceae. Gene Ontology annotation, molecular function: ubiquitin protein ligase activity. The record is from RefSeq and is a predicted model, not a curated record. Gene Ontology annotation, cellular component: nucleus. The coding region runs from base 1 to 609 and encodes 202 amino acids. The transcript has a single exon.
AUGGAAGAAGACGAGCAAGAGGUAGAGGAAGCCGUGAAUGAGUUCAUUCUUGAAGAAAUUAUAGAAGAAGAGGAGGAGGAGAAUGUUGAAGUUGAAAAUAUGGAAGCAACAAUGGAGUCUGGGUGGUUUGUACAAACAAGAAUGGAGUAUGAUAUACAUUUGCUUAAUGAAGGCUAUCAGCAAACAAGUGGAAGACGGACUAGGACAGCUCGAAUGCAAGUGAAUACUAACUACAUUCAUUACAAUAUUCAAAUGCCACAAUCGGUUCUUGAUGACACCUAUACUGAUGAAAUUGAAGUCGAACAAGAAGAAGAGGAGGUGGUGGAGGAGGAAGACGAUAUUAAUGAGUUUGUGGAUCAAGAUAUGUCUGAGUAUUUCGAAAGAAGUACAUGUUAUGUUACUUGUGUUAUGGACAUAGACUCCAACGAAGAUGGUGAUGAUGAGGAACAAGAAGCAUGUGCUAUCUGCCUACUUGAAUAUAAAGAUGAAGAUAACAUUGGCACACUUCAAUGUGGCCAUGAACUUCAUGCUGAAUGCAUCAACAAGUGGUUGCAGAGGAAAAAAUCAUGUCCUUUUUGUAGAGCUUCAGUUUUACCCACAAACACAUGA